AUGUCUGUCAGCGAGAUGUUCAUCACUUUGCAGGGGGUUCUCACGGCCGACCAGGAUAUCCGCGAGGAGAUCAGGAAAGUUGUUCAAACUCUGGAGCAAACAGCUCGGGAAAUUCUGACAGUGCUACAGGGGGUCCACCAAGGUUCUGGAUUCCAGGACAUACCAAAGAAGUGUCAGAAGGCUCGUGAACACUUUGGCACAGUAAGAGCACAGCUGGCCUCGCUGAAAAUAAAAUUUCCUGCAGAUCAGUAUUACAGAUUUCAUGAACAUUGGAGGUUUGUGCUGCAGCGCUUGGUAUUCUUGGCAGCAUUUGUUGUCUACUUGGAGACAGAGACAUUAGUGACCCGGGAGGCUGUUACAGAAAUACUUGGAAUUGAAGCUGAAAGAGAGAAGGGUUUCCAUCUGGAUAUUGAGGAUUACCUCUCUGGAGUGCUGACUCUUGCUAGUGAGCUGUCUAGGCUAGCAGUGAACAGUGUCACAGCUGGAGACUACUCUCGCCCCCUCCGCAUCUCUGCAUUCAUCAAUGAGCUGGAUUCUGGCUUCCGCCUCCUGAACUUGAAGAAUGACUCCCUGAGGAAGCGGUACGAUGGCCUCAAGUAUGAUGUCAAGAAGAUUGAGGAGGUGGUUUAUGACCUGUCAAUCAGAGGGCUUAACAAGGAGGAAACAGAUGGUGCUGGUGGGGAGAAAUAAAUAAGGGCAUGUGGAACUGGGUCAAUUAUUGCCUCAGUUU
Molecule: messenger RNA, 730 nt
Organism: Euleptes europaea (tarantolino)
Lineage: Eukaryota; Metazoa; Chordata; Lepidosauria; Squamata; Sphaerodactylidae
Gene: TSN
Product: translin
Exons: 6
Coding region: 1-690 (229 amino acids)
Biological process (GO): RNA metabolic process
Cellular component (GO): cytoplasm; nucleus
Molecular function (GO): RNA binding; sequence-specific DNA binding; single-stranded DNA binding
Source: RefSeq, a predicted model, not a curated record